Messenger RNA from Brassica oleracea var. oleracea, 949 nucleotides. Its product is annotated as probable inactive nicotinamidase At3g16190. The transcript is spliced from 5 exons. The record is from RefSeq and is a predicted model, not a curated record. The coding region runs from base 144 to 749 and encodes 201 amino acids. NCBI's taxonomy places the organism in Eukaryota, Viridiplantae, Streptophyta, Magnoliopsida, Brassicales, Brassicaceae.
GAAAAAUCUGUCCGGUUCUCUCAGUACCAAUCUGUUUACUCUAAACCGGUAAAAUGUUGAGCAAACCGGAAUAAAGACAUGGAAUGUGUUGUCUACUUAUCUUCGUUGUUUAGUACUGGAAAAUCUUAUCAUCGUCUGUCUUUAUGGUUGUGGGAACCAUGGCAGAGAGAUGGACGAACACGGCUCUACUAGUUAUCGAUAUGCAGAAUGAUUUCAUAGAAGAAGGUUCUGUGACGCAAGUGAAAGGCGGAAAAGCGAUAGUUCCUAAUGUUAUCAGAGUGGUCGAACUCGCUAGGCAGCGUGGUGUUCUCGUGGUUUGGGUUGUUAGAGAACACGAUCCUCAAGGACGAGAUGUUGAGAUUUUCAGGCGUCAUCACUACCGUUCUGAGAAAGUUGGACCGGUUGUUAAAGGAACCUUAGGUUCAAAGCUGGUGGAUGGAUUGAACAUCAGAGAAGAAGAAGACUAUAAGAUAGUGAAGACCCGUUUCAGCGCGUUCUUUGGCACACAUCUCCAUUCGUUCCUUCAAACUUCAGGGUUUACCAAGUUAGUCAUCGCUGGUGUUCAAACGCCAAAUUGUAUCAGGCAAACGGUAUUUGAUGCAGUGGAGCUGGAUUAUCCAGAUGUAACUGUUAUUGUAGAUGCCACGGCUGCUGCAACACCAGAGAUUCAUACCGCGAAUAUUCUGGACAUGAGGAACAUCGGCGUCAAGACUCCUACGUUACACGAGUGGUCUGAAGAAUUUGCAUGAUGGAUUUUCGGAUGACAACAUAUCAACCCGUCGUCUAUCUUCUUCCACCUCUUUUUCUUGUCUUUUUAUAUAUUUGUAAUCGAAAGUCUGGAUGAAAAUAAAGUUAAAAAUAUUACACUUAUUAUAACGCCGCCUCUUUGAGUUUGGGAGCUGUAAACGAUUUAAUGUAUGUUUUAAUAAUAAUAAUCUAUUACAAUAAA